Molecule: messenger RNA, 1140 nt
Organism: Penicillium oxalicum
Lineage: Eukaryota; Fungi; Ascomycota; Eurotiomycetes; Eurotiales; Aspergillaceae
Product: metallophosphatase domain-containing protein
Exons: 1
Coding region: 1-1140 (379 amino acids)
Molecular function (GO): hydrolase activity
Source: RefSeq, a predicted model, not a curated record
AUGUCUAAUCCCUACCAUCGUCGUCCGUUGCCAGACUAUUUCAUUGCGUCCCCACUUCUCGCGCUGCUGUAUCCUGUUCACCGCGCCUUGCUUCACCUCCGUGGCCCCCCGCGACUCCCACCACCGCAUGCGAAACCCAUCCGCGUGGUCUGUAUCUCGGACACCCAUACGCUUGAAUGGCCCGAAGUGCCCGACGGUGACCUUUUGAUCCAUGCUGGCGACCUCGCCAAUGAUGGCUCCGUCCGUGAAAUCCAAGCGGCAGUUGACUGGUUGCGAUCCCUUCCCCAUCCUCAAAAAGUCGUCAUCUGCGGCAACCAUGACAGUUACUUUGAUGCGCGAUCACGCCUCGAAGAAGACCGUGAGGACCAGUCCUCCGCCUCAUCCUUUGCCGCCGUCUCUUCCUCCACCGCUUCCAUCCGCUCCCUCGACGAGAUCACAGCUCCUUCGCGCAUUGACUGGGGCGACAUCCAUUACCUGCAGCACAGCGCUGUAACUCUCUCUUUUCCACCAAGCACGGCAUCCGACCUUUCCGCCGCCUCUCCCUCGUCCGCCGCUGCUGCAUCAUUGAUGCCCUCUCGUCCUCGCGAGCUCACCAUCUACGGCGCUCCGCAGAUACCAGCCCUCGUUCCCUUCGGUCCUGAACACGCUUUCACCUACCCACCGCACCAUGACGCGUGGUCUCGCACCAUCCCUGCCGAGACAGACAUUCUCGUCACGCAUACCCCGCCACAGGCACAUCUUGACAUGUCUCCCGUCUUUUCAACCGGCUGUCCCAGCCUCCUCGCUGAGGCCUGGCGCGUCCGCCCCGCGCUGCACGUCUUCGGCCACAUCCAUAAUUCCUCUGGCCGGGAGCCCGUCUUUUGGGAUGAGGCCCAGCGGGCAUGGGAGCGGCUCUGUGCGUCCAGGCGGUCACGCGCAAAGGAAGCGCGUUUCGUUGCACUCACGAGAAUGAUGCGGGACUUGUUCGACUUGUCGGCCUGGAUGGACGCGGCGCGGGUGGUGAUCUAUGGUAUCCUGGGAGUGGUCUGGUCCCGCGUCUGGGGCGGCGAAACACUCGAUGGAAGCUGGAUGGUAAAUGCUGCAUGCAUGUAUGGGGAUAGUGGCAAACUCAAGAAUCCUCCGCGAGUGAUUGAGUUGUAA